Messenger RNA from Durotheca rogersii, 2820 nucleotides. RefSeq names its product Thiolase, N-terminal domain-containing protein. Gene Ontology annotation, molecular function: acetyl-CoA C-acyltransferase activity. The transcript is spliced from 3 exons. The record is from RefSeq and is a predicted model, not a curated record. The coding region runs from base 1 to 2820 and encodes 939 amino acids. Gene Ontology annotation, biological process: phenylacetate catabolic process; fatty acid beta-oxidation. NCBI's taxonomy places the organism in Eukaryota, Fungi, Ascomycota, Sordariomycetes, Xylariales, Xylariaceae. Gene Ontology annotation, cellular component: peroxisome.
AUGUCGGCCGACCCUGACCCGAGCUCGUCCUCCCGACCGAAUGGUGCGGUAGACUACGACCACGUUCCGUCCACUCCGCCCGAUGCUACCGCUACCCGGCAUUCCUCCUCCCAGCAAUCCAUCUCGUCCACCGAGGGACCCAAUUCGCCCGUGGACCCCUCUACCUCCUUCAAGACCGAGCUCAACGAUGACCGUCAUCCCUCGUCUCAGGUCGUCAUCCCCUCGUCUCUAACUCCCCCUCCCUCGUCCCAAGUCCCGCCGUCCAACGGCGCCGCGGGAAUGCAUGCCAACUACGUGAGCUCCCAGAGGGCCAAUAUUUUCUCCCCGCCCGCCACGGCAUUCCGUGAACUCGCCCGCGACGGCGGUUCCGCCUCGGACUAUGUCGCCCCGACUCCCAGCCAGGUCGCCGACGCCUCAGCCGACGAGCUUCGCACCAUGAUCCUGACCUGCCUCGCCGAGAACGCGAAGCUCAAGAUGGAAACGGCACACCAUAAACUGCAGUACAGCCUGCUGAGCCUGCAAGCCGACGAAGAUGCGAAGCGGGCCGUGGUGGAACACGACAUGACCCGGCGCGAGGUUGAAGUCCUGCGCAUGACGGAAAAUUCCCGCCAGGCUCGGCGCGAGCUUAACGCCGUGGCCGAGUCUACGCGGAUCAAAUACCGCGAACUCCAGACCCAGUACCACGCCCUAGUCAAGGAGAACGAGGCGCUCCAGAAGCGGGUCAAGUCCGCCACCAAACUCAUCCAGCAGCAGAGCGAGGAGCGCGACAGCCUCGUCGACGAGCGCGACAUGCUGCUCAACCGGAUCCGCGAGAACCGAGAGCAUUUCAAUAUGCUCUGCAGCCCCGGCGGGGCCUUCUACGGGGCGCUGACGCCGAAGACGCCGGCGGCCGGGUUCGCCGCCCUGCUGCAGGCCCUGAGCCACGACAACAGCGCGCCCUCCACCCCGACGGCCGCCCACCGCCCCGCCCUACGGAUGCCUCCGAAGCACACGCGAGGGGCCCAGUCGCUAUCUUCGCUGCCUACCACGCCGACGCCGCGCACUCGCGGAGAGUACUCGGGCCUGCUGCCUUCGGCCGACCUCGUCCCUCAAACGGAGCCGCCAAACCGGUAUAGCAGCCGCUUCGCACCCGAUACGCCGGUCCUGCAGAAGACGGGCCUCCGGAGUCGGGAGAGCACGAUCUCUGCCGACGACAACGAGGAGCUUGCCCGCGCGGCUCUCGAGUCGGUCGCGGCGGCAACCCAGUCGUACAUGUCGCAGGGGUCCCGGGCCUCGCGGCGCAGAGAGGAGGAGAUUUUCGAGAGCCAGGCCAGCCAGGCGGCAUCGGAGAUGCUGCGUCGCGACCCGCGCGAGAGCUUCGACGUGGCCAGCUCGGUCGGGUCCCGCGACGCCACGCCCGCGCCGGCGGAGAAGACGGCGAAGCUGCAGUCGAAGCUCUUCGCUGGGCUGAAUAAAGUAGGGCUCGUGUCGGAGAAGCGCAAGUUUUCCGACGGCAGCGACAGCCGACACGAAAGCGUCGCGAGCCCGCCGAAGAAGAUGAGAUACGGGCCGGGCGGCGGCGAAGGCAACGGACGGGGCCUCUCGGCCGUGCUGGCCAAAUCCCCCUACGAUACCGUCAUCCUCUCCUCCCUUCGCACGCCGGUAUGUCGGUCUUACCGCGGCCAGCUCAAGGACGCCUACCCCGAAGAGCUCCUAUCCGUCGUGCUACGCGCCACCCUCGACGCCAACCCUAACCUGCCCCCCGAAGCGAUCAACGACGUGGCCGUCGGCGUCGUCCUGUCCGAGCUCGGCGGCAGCAAGGCCGCCCGCGCCGCCAUCAACCACAUCGGCUUCCCCAACUCCACCUCGCUCUACACCGUCAACCGCGCCUGCAGCAGCAGCCUCCAGAGCAUAGCCACCGUCGCCGCUCAGAUCCGCACCGAGAUGAUCAGCGUCGGCAUCGCCGCCGGCAUGGAGAGCAUGACGCGGAACUACGGGUCCCGGGCCAUACCCGUCAACCUAUGGCCGGAGCUGAAGGAGACUGCCGUCAAGGACGCCCGGGACUGCAUCAUGCCCAUGGGGCUAACGAGCGAGAACGUUGCGGCCCGGUACGAGGUCGGGCGCAAGGAGCAGGACGAGUUCGCCGUCGAAUCUCACCGUCGCGUCGCCCGGGCUCAAGCCGAGGGCCGGUUCGACGCCGAGAUCGUGCCGGUGCGCACCCGCUUCCAGGAGGUGGACAAGCAGGGGAACAAGGUCGGCGACGAGAAGCGCAUAGAGGUGACUAAGGACGACGGGAUCCGCGCCAACGCGACGCUCGAGGCCCUCGCCAAGCUCAAGCCCGCCUUCAAGGAGGACGGGUCGAGCACGGCCGGCAACUCGAGCCAGGUCAGCGACGGCGCCGCGGCGACCUUGCUGAUGCGGCGGAGCACCGCGACCGAGCUCGGCCUGACGUCGAGCAUCGUCGGCAAGUUCGUGGCGGCCACGACGGCCGGCUGUGCGCCCGACGAGAUGGGCAUCGGGCCCGCGCUCGCGAUCCCGAAGCUGCUAGGCCAGCUCGGGCUCGCGGCGCGCGAUGUCGACCGCUGGGAGAUCAACGAGGCCUUCGCGAGCCAGUCGGUGUACUGCGUACGGGAGCUCGGCUUGCAGAAGGACUGGGAGGAGGAGCGCGUGAACCCGGACGGCGGCGCCAUCGCACUCGGGCACCCGCUCGGCGCCACGGGCGCGCGCAUGACGAGCACCCUGAUUCACGGCCUCGGCCGCACGGGGGGCCAGGUCGGCGUCGUGAGCAUGUGCGUCGGCACGGGGAUGGGCAUGGCUGGCUUGUUCGUGCGCGAGCACUGA